AUGUCGGAAGCUUUCCGAAGGGCAAUGGCGAAUAAAUUACCUCAAUUACCUCAGACCAAAGCUCCUUGGGCUGAAGAGGAUGAAGAAGAACAAGAGGAAUUGGAGGAAGAAGGAGACGAUUUGGGGGACUUGCAUGCCGCACUACCACCCGCGACAAAGUACGGUUCGACAGAUCUAUCUCCACUCUCAGCCUCCCUUUUUUUCUCCCAAGCAUUAGAGGUGAACCCUUCAUCAUCUUCGUCGACUACCUUCCGAGUGUACCUCAGUCCGCCAACCGUAUCGACUGGAAACGGGAAGGGGAAAGGAACAUAUUUGAUCUGUCAUCACGGAGCAGGAGCUUCUGGUUUAUCUUUCGCUGCUUUAGCUAAAAACGUUACUGAGCAAAGCAAGGGUGAACUGGGUGUACUGGCUUAUGACUGUAGAGGUCAUGGAAAAACAAAGACUGAUUCGAAAGAAUCAGACAGAGAUCUAUCUCUACCUACACUGUUGAAUGAUCUCCUGGGACUGAUAGAACACAUCUUUCCAAAUACAUCUGACGCACCGUCCUUCAUCUUACUUGGUCAUUCAAUGGGUGCUGCACCUAUAUUAUCUUCCGCGCCGAUACUACAAAACAAGGGGUAUGCAAUCUCUGGAGUAGUAGUACUCGAUGUUGUUGAAGGUACCGCUAUAGAAUCACUUCCACUGAUGAAGACUAUACUUGCUCAAAGGCCCAAUGAUUUCAAAUCUGUGAUCGAUGCUAUACAUUGGCACUUAACAUCACAUACGAUUCGUGAUACUGAAGCUGCAAGGGUAUCGGUACCUUCCUUCCUCGUUCCCUCGAUGAUUGAUUCUGGGCCAGGAGGGAAACAAUUGUGGAGAACGGAUUUAUUAGCUACUGGACCAUAUUGGGAAGAAUGGUACACAGGACUGAGUAAGAGGUUCUUAAAAGCUAGAUGUGCUAGAUUACUGGUAUUGGCUGGACAGGAAAGAUUAGAUAAAGAAUUAAUGGUUGGUCAAAUGCAAGGUAAAUUCCAGUUGGAGGUAAUGCAAGAUACAGGUCAUUAUUUACAUGAGGACGACCCAUCAUCACUGGCUUCCACAUUGAUCCAGUUUUGGCGAAGAAACACUCGGAUUCUAGUGUUACCGCCCAAGAUCGGUCAACCUGGUGUACCCGGUCUCAAGGGGAAUGUAGUGAAGCGUGUGGGAGAGGCGUAG
Kwoniella shivajii is the source of this 1194-nucleotide messenger RNA. RefSeq lists its product as uncharacterized. Gene Ontology annotation, molecular function: protein methylesterase activity. The transcript has 9 exons. NCBI's taxonomy places the organism in Eukaryota, Fungi, Basidiomycota, Tremellomycetes, Tremellales, Cryptococcaceae. Bases 1 to 1194 code for a protein of 397 amino acids. The record is from RefSeq and is a predicted model, not a curated record. Gene Ontology annotation, biological process: protein demethylation.